AUGGCUGACUCCGGACUUCGCAAGCCAGCACCACUUUCCUUUGAGGGAAAUGUAGCAGAAAACUGGCGUGUGUUCAAGAGAGAGUAUGACAUUUUCGUAAAUGCUGGUUUUAGUGACAAAGGUGAUGCAGUGAAAGCCGCAAUCUUGCUCAACUUAGCAGGAUCUGAGGCAAUAGAACGGGAACGCUCAUUUCAUUAUGUUCCAGGCAUACCAGAGCGUGCCAACCCUGCUGGAGGCGUAUUCCCUGCAGUACCUAGUAAAUCACGGGAUGAUCCUGAAGUUCUCAAGCGUAAAUUCGGUGAACUCUGUAACCCUCGCACAAACAUAAUCCUAGAACGUUUUAAGUUCAAUUCAAGGAUUCAAAAGGACGGUGAAGCAUUCGUUACGUUCCUGUCGGAUCUUAAAAACAAAGCCAGCUCAUGCGAGUUCGGUGAUCUGCAUAGUUACACUGCUGGUGAGUCGAGCAAAAGUUUGAAGGACAUUGUCAAAAAGCUCAAUGAUCACAUCAUUGGAACGGUAAAUGAGACUUAUGAGAGAUUCAAGUUCAAUUCACGUAACCAAGAGUCUGGCGAACGAUUUGAUACGUAUCUUAGUGCUCUGAGAGAGUUGGUAAAGACUUGUAAUUUCGAAAAUCUGGAGGAUUCACUGAUUCGUGACCGAAUUGUGAUUGGCAACCGAGAUCAGAACACUCGUCGAAAGUUAUUGCAAGAACGUAAGUUGUCGUUGAAAAAGAGUAUUGACAUUUGCAAGUCCGCUGAGUUAGCACAGACUCAACUCAAAGUUAUCGGUUCUUCUGGGACUGAAGAUGUAAAAAAGGUGUCGUCACGAUUCAAAUCGAAACCAAAGUCGAGAGGAGGCGAUACUCCAAUGCCAAAGAAAUACGAGCAUAGUGCAUCGAAUCACCACACGUCGAAUUGGUUGAUAGACUGUCGAUUUUGUGGACGGAAGCAUGCUAAAGACCGUCAGGAGUGUCCCGCAAAUGGACAGAAAUGCCACAAAUGUGGUGGUUUAAAUCAUUUCAAGUCAAAAUGCAGGUCAAGAAGUGUACAUGCAGUGGGCUACACCGAUUCUGAGUAUGACUCUGACGAUGAGCAUGAUGUGAUUGGGUGUGUGCAUCUUGCAGAGAUAAACCAAGUUUGCAAUAAUGACAACAAGGAGAUUUACGCAGAAAUGAUAGUUGCGAAGAAGCGAGUGAAAUUUCAAUUGGACAGUGGAGCCGCUGUGAACAUAUUACCCGCUAAACAUGUCAAUAGUUCGAUCAAGUUGCAAAAGUGCAACAAAGUUCUGCAAAUGUGGAACGGAGCGCGUUUGGUUCCCCAAGGGAAAUGCAGAAUGCAUGUCCGUAAUCCUAAAAAUAGGAAACUGUACUCCAUUGAGUUUGUCAUCGUGAAAGAGGACUUUGUGCCCCUUCUUGGUCUUUCUGCUGUCGAGCACAUGAAACUCAUCGUCGUAAAUCAGGGCAAUUUCAAGCGUGUAAACACAGCAAAGGCUCUUAACGAUCCCGUAUUGGAAGGCUAUGCUGAUGUGUUCGACAGGACUAAGAUUGGACAGUUUCCUGGAGAGGUUCAUCUCAACAUUGACGAUUCCAUUCAACCAGUCGUACGUCCACCACGGAGUGAACCGAUAGCCUUACGGGAGAGAUUCAAAAAGAAACUCGAUGAGCUGGUAGAAAAGGAUGUACUAGCAACUGUUGAGACACCUACCGAUUGGGUGAACCAAUAUGUCAUUGCUGAAAAGCAAAAUGGUGACAUCAGGUUAUGCAUAGAUCCUGGUCCAUUGAACAAAGCAUUGCGACGUGAGCAUUAUCAGCUACCCAUAAUAGAUGAUGUCCUACCGGAGCUCACGAAUGCGAAAGUGUUUACGAAACUAGACUUGGCUAAUUGGUAUUGGCACUGUGUUCUCGACGAAGAAAGUAGCUACCUUACUACAAUGCAAACCCGUUAUGGCAGAUAUCGUUGGAAACGAUUACCGUUUGGUUUGUGUGUGUCUAGUGAAAUCUUUCAACGUCGAUUUAUACAAAUCCUGAGUGGUUUGACAGGAGUGUUGUGCUUAGCAGAUGACGUCUUCGCGUAUGGUGUUGGGGAUACUUAUCAAGAGGCAUGUGUAGACCAUGAUAAGAACAUUCGCUGCUUACUUCAACGAGGACGUGAAAAUGGUGUUAUAUUCAACUUGGAUAAGGUUGAGCUAUGUGAACCAAAAAUAGGGUUCUCAGGACACAUUCUGUCAGCGAAGGGUCUCAUGGCUGAUCCUCGCAAGAUUGAGGCUGUGAAAGAUAUGCCUAAACCUACUGAUCGUGCUGGUAUUCAGCGAUUUAUCGGAUUUAUUCAGUACCUGGCAAAAUUCUUGCCUAGACUAUCAGAAACAUUGACGCCACUGCGAAAGCUAAUGAAUUCUGAAGAAGAAUUCAAGUGGACUAAAGUACAUGAUGCUGCUUUUGCUGAGGCAAAGACUCUUGCGACACAGGCCCCUGUGUUAGCGUAUUAUGACCCGAAGUUACCACUGACAAUACAAUGUGAUGCGAGUCAGAGUGGACUUGGGACGUCCCUCUUGCAAAAAGGUCACCUGAUCUACUACGCAAGUCGCGCACUUACGCCAACGGAGUGCAGGUAUGCUCAGAUAGAAAAAGAGAUGCUUGCAGUAUGCUUUUCAUUACACGUAUGGUAG
This is a messenger RNA of Lineus longissimus, 2664 nucleotides long. RefSeq lists its product as uncharacterized. Bases 1 to 2664 code for a protein of 887 amino acids. Lineage: Eukaryota; Metazoa; Nemertea; Pilidiophora; Heteronemertea; Lineidae. The record is from RefSeq and is a predicted model, not a curated record. The transcript is spliced from 2 exons.